Messenger RNA from Oppia nitens, 729 nucleotides. RefSeq lists its product as uncharacterized. The record is from RefSeq and is a predicted model, not a curated record. The transcript has 4 exons. Bases 1 to 729 code for a protein of 242 amino acids. Lineage: Eukaryota; Metazoa; Arthropoda; Arachnida; Sarcoptiformes; Oppiidae.
AUGUCGAUUAAAUAUGAUUUCACCGGAAAGGUAGCUCUGAUAACUGGUUCGAGUUCGGGUAUCGGUGCCGGCAUUGCUGAACUGUUUGCCAAAUCGGGUGCCAAUGUUGUAGUUACCGGUCGUAAUGCCGAUCGUGUGGCCAAAGUGGCCAAACAAUGUACAGAUUUGUCACCGAAACAGUUGACUGCACUGGAAGUGGUCGGCGAUGUCAAUCGGGAAGUGGACUGCAAUUGCCUGAUUGAUACGACUGUCCAAACCUAUGGCAAAAUUGAUAUAUUGGUCAACAAUGUCGGUAUCGAUCAUUUUGCCGAUCCUAACAGUGCUGACUAUUAUCAACUGUUUUUAAGUGUUAUGCAAACAAACUUGAAUUCAGUGGUAUAUCUAACACACAAAUGUGUGCCAUAUUUGGCCAAAACUCGGGGCAAUGUUAUCAAUAUAUCGAGUAAUGCAUCAAAAGUAACGAUUAAUGGCUAUUCUCCUCACUGUAUGUCCAAAGCAGCGGUGGAUAUGUUUACCAAAUGUAUGGCCGCAGAGUUGGGACCCAAACAUCAUAUCAGAGUUAAUUCAGUCAAUACUGACCGACUUUCUAGUAAACAAUACUGGCCCGGUCAGCCCGAGGAUAUUGCACAAACUGUUGCCUUUCUGGCCAGUGAUACGGCAGCCGGUUUUCUGACCGGCAGUAUUGUUGUGGCCGACGGCGGACACUUGGCUGCUAAUGUUAGUUUGUAA